AUGGAAACAAGACGUAAGCGAGAGUUGGAGCUGGUUAACCGGUUGAAGGUUUUGCAAGCACAGUACGACGAGGAAACGAAGCGGAUGCAGGGAUCGGAAGAAGGUCUGCGUACUCAGCUCGAAAGUCGCGGUCGUCAGCUAUCAGCGCUUCAGGACACCAUCAAAUACCUGGAAAACCAACACGUCGAAGAACUGCAACGGAUUCGUCAAUCGGAAGAGGAUUUGCGGAUUCAACUCGAACAUCGGAAUCGGGAACAAGCAACAAUUCAGAGGCAGAAUGCAGAGCUAGAGAGUGAGAUCCAGCGUCUGCGGGCUACGGAACAACAGUUGCAGUCCCAACUAGUAGUCACUUGUCAACGGGAGCAAGAAGCGAUUCGUCUGCGAAGUAAAGCGGAAAAGGACUACUGGGCGUUACGUGACGAAGUUCAGCAGUUGGAAGAUGUCGUUCAAACACGUAACGAAGGUCAAUCGUCGACAUUUGGACCAUCGUCUCAACAAUUGGCAGCCAGGCAAGUGGUCACUAAGGAGUUGCCAAUCUUCUCUGGUGAUCCUGUAGAUUGGCCGCUUUUUAUAAGCAGCUACCAGCAUUCGUCGGAGAUUUGCGGCUACUCCAACGCAGAAAACCUUCUGCGGCUGCAGCGUAGCCUUAGAAGUUCCGCCAAAGAUGCAGUCAGCAGCUUUUUGCUGCACCCGUCAACGGUGCCUCAAAUUUUGUCGACACUUCAGCAACUGUAUGGUCGUCCGGAACAGAUCGUCAACAAUAUGAUCGCUAAGGUGAGGGCAACUCCAGCUCCACGGACGGAUCGAUUGGAGACACUGGUGAGUUUCGGACUAGUGGUGCAAAAUCUAUGCGGCCACUUGAAAGCAGUCGGAUUGGAAAGGCAUUUGUCAAACCCCAUCCUACUACAAGAACUGGUCGACAAACUACCAGCAACAGCGAAAUUCAGUUGGGCGCUCUAUCAGGAGCAGGUUCCGGUAGUUGACUUGAAUGUGUUCAGCGGUUACAUGGCGAAAGUGUCAUCGGCAGCUAGUGGCGUAACCCAGCUUGUCAGCAUUCCGCCGAAAGCUGGAAGGGAAGAGCGAAGCAAACCCAAGGAGAAGUCGUUCAUAAACGCGCACAUGGCAACGGAAACGGAGCAAUCGAAGCAUCGCGAAGAGCCAACCAGAACGAGAAAUUGGGAGAAAGCGGCAGAAGAAACGCAACAGCCGAAGUAUUCAAGUACACGCAGCAAAUUCUGUCCGGUGUGCAAGGUUGACGGCCAUCAGAUUGGAAAUUGUGCAGCUUUCAAAAGACUCGAUUUGGACGGUCGUUGGAAGUCGGUAAAGGCAAACAAACUUUGCGCACGUUGUCUCACAUCGCAUGCACGUUGGCCGUGUAAGGGUGAAGUUUGCGGGAUCAACGAAUGCCCGAAGCGGCACCACCGUUUACUGCACUUCGAGCCACCGGUUGAAUCGAAAUCGGACGAAGCAUCUACGAGUGCGGUGGUUACAGUACAUCGUCAGAUUACCUCAUCAACCCUUUUUCGGAUCCUUCCUGUUACCUUAUUCGGUCAAAGAGGUCAGGUCAACACAUAUGCUUUUCUAGAUGACGGAUCCUCAGUGACGCUCGUGGAACGGUCGAUCGCAGAGGAAUUGGGUGCCGAAGGCAGAGUGGAAUCGUUGUAUCUUCAAUGGACAGGAGGCGUUAACAAGAAGAUUUCUGGAUCGGAGGUUGUGAACAUGGAGAUAUCAGAAGCUGGCGGAAACAAACGGUUCAAGGUAUCGGAUGUGUAUACGGUGGACAACUUAGGACUUCCUCAACAAACGUUGGACUUCGAGGAACUCUCAUCAAGCCUAGGGGUAGCAGUUGUUCCUGCUGUGAAAGGGGUAGAAGAGCAGAGGGCAUAUAAGAUCCUGGAAGAAACCACGCGCCGUACCAGUACUGGGAAGUACGAGACUGGUUUGCUUUGGAAGUACGACUACAUUGAGUUUCCGGACAGCAGACCAAUGGCGGAGCGUCGUUUUAAGUGCCUUGAAAAGCGCUUAGCUCGGAAUCCGAAUCUAUACGACAGCGUCUGUCGUCAAAUAGCAGAUUUCAAAUCCAAAAGUUACAUACAUGAAGCGACCAUGCAGGAACUGGAAGGGUUUGAUCUACGUCGAACCUGGUUCCUUCCUAUCGGAGUAGUUUUGAAUGAGAAGAAGCCUGGGAAAGUCAGAGUUAUCUGGGAUGCUGCAUCGAAGGUUGAAGGCAUAUCGCUAAACUCAAUGCUUUUGAUAGGUCCGGAUCUCCUAACCCCGUUAUUUUCCGUAAUGUUCCCGUACCGGGAACGCCAAGUUGCAGUGUCAACCGACGUCAAAGAGAUGUUCCUGCAAAUGCUGAUCCGUGAACAGGACCGCAGCGCUUUGUUGUUUCCUUACAGAGAUUCACCCGAGCUACCAAUGAGCAUCAUGGUUUCGGACGUGGCAAUAUUCGGAGCGGCCUGCUCUCCUGCGCACUCCCAGUACAUAAAGAACCUGAACGCAUCGGACCAAGAAUGGGAACUACCGAGAGGAGCAGCAGCCGUUACAAAGCGGCACUAUGUGGACGACUACGUAGACAGUUUCAAUACAGCGGAAGAAGCGUACGAGGUAGCCAAGGAAGUAAUCGAGGUGCACAGGCGCGCGGGAUUUCAUAUCCGCAAUUGGAUGUCGAGUGACAAAAGCGUGUUGGAGAAGUUAGGAGAACCUAACAGGGAACCAUCAAAAAUCAUGCUACCGGAUAAGGAGGUUGGAUACGAGCGAGUGCUAGGGAUGGUCUGGUUGCAAGAGGAAGAUGUUUUCGCAUUCUCACUACAGUUUUGCGAAAGAAUUCGAACCUUGGUGGAAGCUCCUGCAAUUCCCACGAAGAGAGAAAUGCUACGAGUCGUCGUGAGUAUGUAUGAUCCGUUGGGUUUAGUGGCUUCGUUCGUAGUACACGGAAAGAUCCUGAUUCAGGACGUUUGGCGGACAGACACUGAAUGGGAUGGCAAGGUUCCGGAAGUGAUCGUGAAGCGCUGGAUGGAAUGGCUUGUGGUACUCAAGGAGAUGGAUGGAUUACGCAUUCCACGUUGCUAUUUUCUUGAAUACGAUGCUGAUAGCUUCAAAUCCCUGGAGCUACACAUAUUCGUUGAUGCCAGCGCUCAAGCUUUCGCGGCUGUAGGAUACUUCCGCAUAGUUGACAAAGGGCAUAUCAGGGUCGCACUAGUUUCAUCGAAAACCAAAGUUGCACCCCUUAGAGGACUUUCGAUACCGCGAUUAGAAUUGAUGACAGCUUUGCUGGGAGCUCGCUUGCGGAGAACAAUAGACCGUAAUCACACGCUGAAAAUCCAUAAAACUUUCUUUUGGAGCGACUCUUCGACAGUUUGUUCAUGGAUAAAAUCCGAUGUGCGUAGGUAUCGCCAAUUCGUGGCCUUCAGAGUCGACGAAAUACUCAGUUUAUCGAGCGUCGAUGAGUGGAGAUGGAUUUCAACCAAGGUCAACGUAGCAGACGAAGCAACCAAGUGGGGGAAAGGCCCUUCUUGCAACGUAGACAGCCGAUGGUUCCAGGGACCAGAAUUUCUGUAUGCACAGGAGGCAGGAUGGUCGAUGGAUCCCAACGAAGAAGGGAAUAUGGAUGAAAGCGACAAAGAACUUCGAGCGGCGGUCGUUUGCAGUCAUCUCGUCGUACAACCGGUGGUGGACGCAGAGAGGUUUUCGAAGUUUGAACGAUUGCUGCAUUGUAUGGCGUACAUGUACCAUUUCAUCAACAACCUGCGUACCCCGAGUACUGAGUUAGCUGACACGGUUGGAAUGACUAGUGAAGAACUGCAGAUGGCGGAAGGAAUCUUGUGGCAGACAGCACAAUCCGAAGCGUUUGCUGAGGAAAUUACUAUUUUGAAGCAAAGACGAGGUGACCAACGUGCGUUGGGAAAGCAAUUGGAUCCAUCAAGCGCUAUUAUGAAACUGACACCAUUCGCCGAUGAAUACGGGGUUCUGCGAGUGGGAAGUCGUGCUGCAGCAGCGCAGAUAUUGUCUUACGAUGCGAAGUUUCCUAUAAUUCUACCCAGAAACCAUCGCAUAACGGAUUUGUUGUUGGACUAUUACCAUCGCAAAUAUGGACACGCAAAUGGUGAAACGGUAGUCAACGAGGUGCGCCAAAAGUUCCAUGUUCCGAAAUUGAGGGUUCAGCUGCGACUAAUCAAGAAACGUUGCAUGUUGUGCCACGUGUACAAAGCGACGCCUGUCAUGCCAAAAAUGGGACCGCUACCUUCGGUACGAUUAGAACCAUUCGUACGCCCUUUCACCUACGUGGGAGUGGACAUUUUCGGCCCAUAUUUAAUCAGGAUUGGACGAAGUGCAGUGAAGCGAUGGGUUUGCCUGUUUACAUGUCUCACCGUUCGGGCUAUUCAUCUCGAGGUUGUCGCCAGUCUAUCCACAGAUUCCUGUAAAAAGGUGAUAAGAAGGUUCAUUGCGCGGCGUGGCUCUCCCCAAGAAAUCUACUCCGACAACGGAACUAACUUCGUCGGAGCGAAUCGGGAUCUGGUGGACGAAGUCAAGAAGAUCAACAUCGAACUGAGCAGCACGUUCACAAAUACGGAAACUCAGUGGCGUUUUAACCCACCUUCUGCCCCUCACAUGGGUGGUUGCUGGGAAAGGAUGGUUCGGGCCGUAAAAUCUGCUCUAGGAUCGAUUCCGGCAGUCCGGAAGUUGGAUGAGGAAUCACUAGCAACCGUGUUAGCAGAAGCGGAGAGUAUGGUUAACUCGCGACCGCUCACCUACAUUCCCUUGGAAACGGCUGAUCACGAAUCCUUGACCCCAAAUCAUUUUUUGAUGUUAAGCUCCAACGGAGUUCGUGAGCCUGAGAAAACCCCGACGGACGAUGGAAUGGCCUUGCGAAAUAGCUGGAAUAUGGUGCAACAUACGCUAGAUAACUUUUGGCGUCGCUGGAUAGUGGAGUACCUGCCAACCAUCACUCGGCGAACAAAGUGGUUUCGGGAUGUAAGACCAAUCAAAGAAGGCGAACUAGUAUUCGUGGCAGACGAGAACGUAAGAAACCGUUGGAUGAGAGGACGAGUAGUUCAGGUGAUCCCAGGCAAGGAUGGAGUGGUUCGCCGGGCAGAAGUACUGACGUCAAGAGGGAUUCUGAAGAGACCUGCAGCGAAACUGGCUGUGCUGGACGUGGAGAAUUCUGGUGACGCCAAACCCGAAGCUAUGGCGACACGCGGGGGAGGAUGUUCGCCGCAACAACCCCUUGUAUCGGUUACCAGUAGUGGUAGCUAACGCGCCACAUUAUACCAAACGGUUGAUCUGUGAACCCAAGCCGUCAAACGUGAUGAUGGACAGAUUAGAGAGAGGGAGAACAAUAAGGACUGAUAAGAGAUAUGAGAUAAAAGAAUGUAAACAAAUCUUAUCGUACAUAUAUGAUACAGUGAUAGGAAAGUUAAUAUUUGUGAAGCAAAGCGGAAGAAUUAGUUAAAAUAAUAAGGUGAUUUAUUUGAAUUUAUACCUACAUUAAAUUACUAAACAUAAAACUAAUUACAGGAUAAUAAUUAGAAUUUCACGAACUGUUGUGACAUAUAUUAAACACAUAAAACGGAGACUGAAUUGUGACUUUAAGCUAAUAUACACUCAACUCUGAGUUGUUUUUUGCUGGAAGAACUCCGAGAAAAUCUGUCGCAACAAUGCAUACAAAAACAACCACAUAUGCUUUGUAAACUUUGGACUUCUUCCUAAAAAUAAAGAAUAUAUUUCCAUUUUAGAUGUUGUCAGAACAUGAAACCACCGGAUAGUGAUUCUCUGUAUGCUUUAACAAUUCUUGGAAUCGACCGACCCCUUCCAGAGAAUGAUAACAACAAUGUCAUAUUAGCCAGUGACAUUCAAAUGGUAGGAAAUUAAUGAUCAAGAAAGGUCCCACCGAAUGGCAUCAUUGUCAUAGUUUUAAUUUAAAAAAAACAAAUUUACUUACGCUUCUGUUCAAUUUCAGCUGCAAUUUUAAUCGUUGUCAGCAUAAAGCAAAGAAAAAAACGUUUUACUAUUUACGACAAUCAACAAAACCCAAUUAUUGACAGCUAUUUAUUUCUACCUAUGUGUAUGAAUGCACUCUAUCAUACACAGGUUCCACUUUUGCUCAGAAGAGGCGUUGCCGUUACUGUCUCCUGAUUUGCCAGUCUUCUUGAUUUGUAGUCUUCGCAAUAACCUUUUCGGCCUUCACCAUUUCUUCUGCCGUAACACUCUUGGUAACACUAAACACAUAUUUUUUCCUUCUUCAGGUCAAUAAACCUCAUCACGUAGGCCCAGCCCUUAAAAGCUUCCUGUAAUCACUCACUUUGUUGAAUUGCAUUGGCGGUUCACUUCUCACAGCCACCAACACCCUUUCUGGCCUGAUGUCAGGUAGGACUGAUUCCUCCAAUUCUUCUGGCUCAUCUGCUUUAAACGCCUGCUUUCACUGCAUAGAUUGGCCAUUCCUCCACGAUUUUUUGUUCACAAUGUCUAUUGGCAAUUCACCUCUCGAGAUGGCAUCUGCAGGAUUUUCUUCCGAUCUGAUAUAAUUCCAAGUGUAAUCUGGAGUUAGUUCCAGCACCGCAACCGCCUUCUGCUAUUAUGCUUCGGAUGUAAACCACAGCUCCAUAUGCCCGCCUAGAAAAUCCAUGUAAUUUAAUCCAUGUCGCAUUACUGAGAACUACACAACGUUGCUUUUGUUUUUGAUUGAUUACCGUUAGCUCUUCUCGAAAAUGCUGCUAUUGAUGCAACAAUUCGUCAGGAAGCUGCUCAUCCCAGUCUAGUCCAAGACGCCAUUAAUCUUGCGUGAUAAUUUUCGCACAGGUGAUGACUGGUUCCAGGAAUCCCAAUGGAUUGAAAAGCCGACCGAUAUCCGACAACACCUCACGCUUCGUAGAAGAAAUCUUCCCAUCAAUCAACGGCUCGACGUGGAAAAUGAAAUAAUCUUCCGAAGGAUUCCAGAUCAAUCCAAGAAUUGUAUGACAUUCCCCUGAAAGCCAUUCCCCAGAAUGCACCAUUUCUCAGAGAACAAAUCCACAGAAUGAACCAUUACCCAGAAAAAAUAAAUCCCCAGAAUGUACCAUUCCCCAGAAAAGAUGAUGAAAUUAGUAAUUUUCACUUUUCUUUUUUUUACUAUUGAUAAUACACUAUGUUUACUUUUAUGGAACUAUGUAUUUAUCAAUUCCAAACCAUUUUUUAGCUCUUUAUAAAAUGGCAACCUUCAAGUUUUCAAGCUCUUCGUUCAUCAUUUAAUAAGUAAAAGGGUCUAUUAUGCAAUCCAAUUCAACCAGUCGGAAACUGUUAAACCUUAUCGAAGAAUUGUUCGACCUGAGUUGAAGAAUUUCUCGUGAUGGAUUAAAAAAUCGGUGCAUGGAACAUUGAACUACCGAUUACAAAUUUAUAACAUAAUUCUACUCGUUAUUAUCCCAAAUGGCACUACCCCCAAUCCCUUGAGAAAAGCUAUUGAUUAUAUAUUUUCCUUAUAUAAUAAAAGAAGGGAAUAUUCCCUUCUUUAUCAUACAUCCAAAGAAUUAAUUAUUUUCUCUUUUAUAUAUACAAAGAAGGGAAUAUCACCGACAAACCGACAUAAAUGAUAAUACAAAUUACAAAGAAAUUUCUGCUCAAAGCACAAAGGUUCUAGCCACGAACACGCGUACAAAAUUUAUGAGUUGGUUCGAAUCUAAUUAAUCAUGUUUUGUUGUUUUUGACAUCAUCCACAUCCAGAGGGCCAGUCACUUUCGAAUGUAUGGGAAUGGUAGGAAACCAUUUGAAAAUGCAUGAAAAUUUUCAGUUUUUAUUCAUAAUCGUCUUUAUGGGCAGUUUUAGAUGCACAAAAAUUGCACGAGUACAUUACUAUGGUGAUAAGGUAAACACUCGUUUAUUUGUUUUCUUCUGUGAAAGCAUUUUUAGUCACAAAUCGUGGAUUUUCUGGUAUUCUCCAUACUGCAAAAAUGAUUUUCCUACCACUGAAGGGGCGACAUCUAUCGGAUCUUCUACUCAAAUCAUAUAAUUAAUUGAGAAAUCCAACUUAAACUCAUGCGCGCCUGGUGGCAGGAAUAAGCACUAACCGACGGUGAUAAGUCUGUGACAGCCCUUGAAAAUUUCAUUGAUUGUUUGCAAAAUUAUUUAAUUUCAAUGUAAUUUCAUGAAAAUUUCUUGUCAGCAUGGAUGAAUCUUGUACAAAAUGCAUAAAACUAUUUUAUAAUGCAUUGUUCUUAAAUAAAAAGCUACUUCAAGACUUAUAAAUUACUGAAAACAUGUUAAGGUUUGAAAUCAUCUGCCGAUUAAACAACAGACAAAGUUGACCGACUAAAUCAAUCGACGAAAAACUAUUAAAUAGGCCGAUUGCUCGGUGUAGCACCAGACGAAAAACGAUUUAAUCUGCUGAUUAAUACGCCGACUGAAAUUAAUUUUUAAGUGGCAAUAGAUUUAGUCGGUGGACGAAUCGGGUGAUCUGGAUGAUGUUUGUUUAUUUGGAAGAUAUUUACGAAACAAAGCACGAUAAAAUUCAGAAUUAUAUACCAUUAUUACGAGUACUACUUUUUUGCUCGGAUCAUGUUUUGACUCCCACAGAAACUCACUAGAAUAAAUACAAAAUAAUAGUUUUUUGGUUGAAAUUUCAAAAAUGUAUUCAGUUUGACACAUUAUUUCGGACUUAUCACCGCUGCGAUUGCAGCGCCAUGGCGGCCGAUUGAAACUUGGAUUUGUCAAUCUAUUUCGGACAAAUUAUUUUUAUCUAGAUAAAACAUUUCUAUGGUUUUGACAGAUGGGAUCGCUUCACAUUUGAAUCGGCCGUUAUGGAUUCUCGAUCAAGAAUUAAGUUUAACUUUCAUGUCGGUUUGUCGGUGAGAAUAUUCCCUUCUUUAUCGUUUAUCCAUAGAAUUAAUUAUCUCCUUUUCUUAUAUUUUCAAAAAAGGGAAUAUUCCCUCCUUUAUCAUAUGUUUAGCGAAUUAAUGAUGUUUUCUUUUAUAUAUUCAAAGAAGGGAAUAUCACCGACAAACCGACAUUAAUGAUCAUACAAAUUAGAAAAAAAUUUCUGAUCAAAGCACAAAACUGACAUCUGCCGCCGUGUUUGCGAAAAGUAUGUAUCCUAGCCACGAACACGCGUACAAAAUUUAUGAGUUAGUUCAUUUCCAUGUUUAUGACAGAUGGGAUCGCUGCACAUUUGAAUCGACCGUUAUGGAUUCUUGAUCAAGUGUUAAGUUUAUGUGUCAUGUCGGUUUGUCGGUGGGAAUAUUCCCUUCUUUAUCGUAUAUCCAAAGAAUUAAUUAUUUCCUUUUGUUAUAUUUUCAAAGAAGGGAAUAUUCCCUUCUUUAUCAUACAUCCAAAGAAUUAAUUAUUUUCUCUUUUAUAUAUUCAAAGAAAGGAAUAUUCUCUUCUUUAUCGUUUUUCUAAAGAAUUAAUUAUUUCCUUUUCUUAUAUUUUCUAAGAAGGGAAUAUUUCCUUCUUUAUCAUAUAUU
Ochlerotatus camptorhynchus is the source of this 9434-nucleotide messenger RNA. RefSeq lists its product as uncharacterized. Gene Ontology annotation, biological process: DNA integration. Bases 1 to 5256 code for a protein of 1751 amino acids. The record is from RefSeq and is a predicted model, not a curated record. The transcript has 4 exons. Gene Ontology annotation, molecular function: nucleic acid binding. Lineage: Eukaryota; Metazoa; Arthropoda; Insecta; Diptera; Culicidae.